Carassius auratus (goldfish) is the source of this 2455-nucleotide messenger RNA. RefSeq names its product polymeric immunoglobulin receptor-like. Gene Ontology annotation, cellular component: plasma membrane. The coding region runs from base 84 to 1373 and encodes 429 amino acids. Gene Ontology annotation, molecular function: transmembrane signaling receptor activity. The transcript is spliced from 7 exons. The record is from RefSeq and is a predicted model, not a curated record. Lineage: Eukaryota; Metazoa; Chordata; Actinopteri; Cypriniformes; Cyprinidae.
AAUUUAUUUCAAGUCAGAGAUACAUUUGAAAAAGGUCUAGCAUUUCUGAUCCUAACAGUCACCCAAUACAUUUGAUAAGACGCAUGGCUUUUCUGCUGAGUAGCCUGGUACUGCUUUUAGGAGUCCCAGGAAGCAACUCUCUAUGGACAGUAAGCAAGAUAACUGCUAAGAGUGGAGGAUCUGUCACCAUUCCCUGUCACUACCAUAGUCUUCAUAAGAACUUGGAGAAGUCCUGGUUCAUAGGCAAGAACUGGUUUACCUCCUUGAAACUGCGACCUACCAACCAAGAGAAACGAACAGGCAUCAGCUUUUACAACAACCCAGAUGAACUGGUCACAACCUUGACCAUGACAAACCUGCGCAGCAGUGAUUCGAACCGCUACUGGUGUGCAGUCAAAACACGAGGUUCCUAUCUCAGAAUAUCUCUAGAACUUACCGUCACUGAGGGUAUUCCAGAUCUGUCAGCAGCCAGCAACAUGGUGUCAGGUGAAGAGGGCGGCAAUGUUACUGUACAGUGUCUCUACAGUGACAAAUUUAAAGAUACUGAGAGAAAAUGGUGCAGAAGUGGAGAUCUGCACUCCUGUCAAACGGCUCAGGAUAUAGAGCCAUCCCUCGGUGCAGCUCUACAGAUAAAUGAUACAAAUGAUGGCGUUUAUACAGUGACACUGACAGGGCUGAAGAAGAAAGAUGCAGGCUGGUAUUGGUGUAUGGCUGGGGAUGUGCAGGUUCCUGUUCAUAUCAAUGUUGAUUCAAGACAACCCAUUACAGAUGCCAACACAAGACCUGUCAUGUUUACGACAGCACAAUCUUUCACUUCAUCUAACUCUUUUGAUGUACACAACCAUAAUUCACUAACAACACUUGCACACACACCAUCAAAAUUACCUGAAUUUACAUCAGUUCAGACAGAAAAAACUGACCAGAAAUCCACAGCAUCACCGGAGCAGUUUCAUUCAACGACACAGUCCUCAUCAUAUCCAACCACAAUGGAGAACUCAAAACAUGACCCAUCACACAGCAGUAGUACUGUUAGGACAACACUAACCAGCAGAUCAACAACUCUUCAUGUUGACAAUAACUCUACAGUUACUCGGUCAUCUAAAGAUCUGACAUGUGAACCCAAAACCACUUAUGACAGCAGAGACCGUAUUUGGGUGAUUGCACUAGUUUGUGGUGCACUGCUUAUAUUAAUCUUACCUGUGAUUUCCUGGAAAUUGUGGUCAUGGCAUACAAAUGCAAUCACAAUAGAGGAAGCUACAGAAAUAACAACAGACCUCACUGCAAAUGACAGCGUUGUUCUGCUGAGCAAUGAAUGGACAAAUGCUUCAGUUGUGCAGUUUAGCACAGACUCAAAAACUGUCCUAAUAAUGUAACCUGUUGUGACUUCUGGAACACAAAGAUGGAAGAGCCUUUAUCCUGUCACAUUGUGCCAAGAGCCACUCUCCUGCAGAGUUUAGCUACAACACUAUUUAGUUAUACCUGAAUUAACUAAUCAAUGUAUUUGAGUUGACUUGAAAAUGACAGCCAGGUGUGUUGGAACUAAACUUUGCAGGUAAGUGACUCUCUAGAAGCAUGAAACCGUCACAGAUGGACAGCCGGGAGUUGGUGCUCUCCACUUGUAUAAUUAACCUACAGCAUUUCAUGUGGUAUUCAUAUGGUUAAAAAGUUAAGUUAUGUUAGGACUUGUCUUUCAUCUCAACUCCCUAACAAAGCUGUCAGCACACUUAAGAAUCUGCAAAAUAAUGAUGUCCAAAACGCAACCUAAUUUUAAUUUUUAGUUUGUUUAUAAUUAUAUAUAUUUUUUAUAUAGUUUUUUAUUGUAACACAAAGAGAUUUGUAUUUUUAAUUGGGGUUUAAGUGUUUAAAACAUUUUUAACGUGUAAUUUGAAUGAUCAAUUUGGUUAAAAAAGUCCUGGUCACUCCCCUAGACAGAAAACUUGUAUUACAUUAAAUUAAAUACUAAAAUUCAAUUUGUUUGGAGAAACCAGCCCUUUGUAAGUCAACAUAUCUUGUCGUACUGGUUCAGGCUCCAUACUAUUUAAUCAAGGAUGUAAUCUCCUUAAACAAAUAUUUUGUAAAGAUAUUAGAUAUCAGAUAUUUUCUAAAAAAAUAAAACGGUUAAUUUACUAUAUGAACCAGUUUCAUAAGGAAGCUGUGACCUUUCAUUCAACAAUGCAGUUACAGGCUUGACAUCUAAACAAACUAGUUUUGUCUGACAGUCAGGAUUUGUCAGAUGUAACUUAAAGAAAAUAAUAAUUUUUUCUCUCCUCCCCGUCUUCACUUCCCUUUUACUUGUUUUUCUAUAAGGAAAGUUCAUGUGUUUGUUUGCAUACCUUCUGAGUAGACUUUUACAUUUAUACAAUAAACUUAUAUAAAAUUUGCCAAUCUUAUGUAAAUGAAACAAGUCAGUCAUAAGAUUUAUGUAAUAGUACCAAUAAAUCCAAUUAGUUUCAAA